CCCCUCUUCUCCUGCGUGAAUUUUCUUUCGUGUCGUUUAUUCCAUGAAGGAGGAUUCCUCUCGGCUCGGCUCGCAACGAUACGUCGUUUACUUGGUGCACGCGCGUGUUGUGCAACCGCAAGGUGACUGCCAGGGUCCGCGCGUGGGGAAUAAUCGUGUAUCGAUAAUAAUAGCAACGUGCACGCGAACAAGCUGCAGUCGCGAAGGACGGAAGUCGAACGAGCCGGCAACGUGAAAGCAGGUCCCGUUGGUGAAAAUAUCGUGGAACCUAGCGUUUUCUUGCCAUUUUUCAGUGAACGUCGUCGAAGACUUUCAGAGAGGUUGUUCGAGAUCUGGUCGAUGGUGAGGAAGGCUUCCAGUAACCGGUUCUAUACGUUUAGAAAUGGAAAAUAGCAGACAAGGACGGCAGAAGCGCGCGAAAGUCGCGAUACCUAAUCAAGACUGAAGGAUUAGUCUGGCUUCGAACGGAAUGAUUGGAGAUGAAAAAGUGGAUGAGACGUUUCGAAAGGCUCGACGAGUGGAACGGGUUAGUCGGUUGAUGAUUCCGCAGGCAUUGUAAAAAUUUCGAAGAAACUUCCUCCGAAGAUUCUUUCUCGUUUGUUCAUUGCCGGCUUGUUGAAGAUGUAAUGUGAAAAGAAGAGAUUGAUGGAAAAUUGAGGAAGGAUAUUUAACAAAUAGAGCCUCGUUUUUUUCGAACUUUCGAGAAUAGAGUGCAACUAGAACGAACAAAUUGAAACUCGACAAAAGUGAAUGAUAAAAAAUGUUUAAUAAACGAAGCCUCGUUUUCAAGCACGAAAUUAAUGCUUGUAAGUGAUAGAACGUUGAAAAGAAGUUUCAUAAGUGUACUCUUGUUCUAGAUUAAAAAGCAGCAAAAACGGUCACACUGAUCUCAAGAUCGGUAACAGUUUCCACUCUACGCCACACAUCCAUCUUCGGAGAAGAAUUAUAAAAGAAGAAUUUAUAAAAAAUUCCAUAGAUCCUUCCGCAACAUCCAACAUCAAAACGCAAUCAAAACGACCAUCAGAAUCAAGUUUCAUCAGAAUCGUCUCAAGAUCCGUAACGAUCUUUAAAUAUCCAUCUUUAGAAAAGGAUGUAGAAAGAGAGCUUGUAGUAAAAGAUUGAAUAAAUAAAACACAUAAUGGUCGAUGAUAGGAAACGAAGGAUGGAGUAUUCGCAAGACUAAAGAGAUUGUAUUUUGAUUCAACUGAAGGGCAAAGGAUCGAUGCCGUGGGACGAACGUCGAACCAAGUAUCCUCGAGCGAAGAUCGAUGUCUGUUCGCGCUCGAGCGGCCUCGAAGCCGUGUGAUAACUGAUAAAUAUACCGGUCUUGCGGUACUCGCCUAAGAGAAUGCGGUUACAAACACAAGGGGAAAAAAGGACUACAGUGGUAGAUCUUUAAUGGUCGAUACUUUCGUUUAGAAAGCGCCGCGUCAGUUGCACAAAGAUUCGCGAUCGCGCCGCGUCGUUCCCUUGAACCGAUACUUGAUACGUCAUUUCGACCGGCGCCUAUUGUAAACAAAUCGAUUCAGUCGACAGUUUUUGAAAAUGUUCGUGGCAACGCGCGAUUCGUGCUUAUGCUGGGACAAUCGUUCGUUCUGACGAAAGGGGGAGAAAGUUACGGCCGCGUGAAUGAGAGUGGAAAAUGCAGCUACCAGUUCUGGACAGGGUUUGGCCACGAAGGAAGAAGAUGCGAACACGAUGGAAACGGUUCGAGAUUUCGUUGAGAAGAUAGUGGUGAGCUUGAUGGGUAACUUGAAUGACACUCCGAUCCAUCGAUUAUACGAUCAUCCGGCAUAUGACAAGCUUAUGGAAAGACAUAUAACACCCUUGGUAGACGCGCUCUCACGUUUGGCCAUGGUCCUGCGAUUGUCCUUAGAAAACAAACCAAACACGGAUUCGCCAACGAUGGCGCACACGGCGCUGCGCGAGAUCGUGGAGCGUGCCGUGGAGGAAGCGAGGAAGUUGCCGGGCCUCGGUGGUUCCGGUGUGUCCGGAAAUGCUCCAGAGGCACGGAACGUCGCGGAGGACAGUUACGAGGAUAUACUCGCCACCGCGAUACUCAACAAGGUCAUCGAGAAAUUCCAAAAGGAACAGGUGGACGGCAAUAGCAACGUUCUCCCAGGAAAACCAGUGUCCGCAAAGUGUGCGUUAAGCGAAAAUGAGGCAGGUCUCGACGAAGGUGUAGAAGAAGGCUGUAGCAGCCUAGAACCACUGUCUCAGGAUGAUUGUAGCAGCGACUGCAGUGCGUCUUGCUCGAGACGCGUUAGAAACCAACCGGAGCCAUUAUCUCUCACGAUAGAGGAAAGAAUUGAGGAAGUGACGACAACUUAUGCGUCCGACGAGGAUCAUAGGGAACACGACGUCUUGCCCAUUAAGAACGCCCAUCGAGUUCCGUUUCCUGAACUUGGAAUGGACAUUAUCGAUCCUUCUCAAGAAUCGGAGGACAGUCAAGACGACCCAGACACGUCGACCACGCACAUAGGUUUAGUUUCUCCGAUCGAAUCGUGGGAAGAGAAUUGGCUGUUCCAAAAGAAGAGAGUUCAAAGCCAGGCUGACCCUGUGGCCAUGUUGGUGCCUAAUCCCAGCGCCGAUUUCAAGGCUUUAAUCGGUGACAAGGACGCGGAAGACACAUCCGAUUUGUCCGAGUGUUCAUCGGCACAGUCAGACGAAGAGAUAGAAAAGGAAUUAAUGGAAGCCAUAAGCAGUGUCGUGCCACGAUCCCCGAAGAAAAAGGAGUUCGAAAAUGGUCUGGACUACUUAAAUUCGUCAGACAACUUUUCGUUGAAGGAGGAUGAUACGAAUUCAUUUUCCAAUGGCGGAUACGUAUACGUAUCUGAUGAGGAAAAGACUGACUGUAGACGCGUGAAAGACCAAAGGAAAGCAGAGAAACAGAGGGAAAAAGAAGAAGAUUAUAAACAAAGUGUAAAGGGAAACGAAGAAGUGAAAGCCAAAGAGAUUAAGGAGAAGGAAGUGAAAAGAAAAUUGGAGAGAGUCGAAACUGAGGAUGAGAAACCUGUUUCAGAAUCAAUAAAUGUAAUUAGUAACAGCUUGAAGAAGGUAGGAACGGAGCGACAGAAAACGAACGAUGUAUCCGAAGAGGAUAAAACGAGAAAUUUAAUCAACGGAGACGAUUUCAUUAAAGUAGAUCGAUCGGUGAAGAAAAGUGAAUCGGGUAAUCUAUCGAAUUCUGUUAAUUCGAAGCCUUUGACGGUUAUUCUGCCCGAUGAGAGUGAGCUAAACGUGCCAAAGACACCGACACCCACGCCGACGAGGAUUUCCAUGGAAAUUAGUCUGGAAAAUCCUCACAGCGAGAAAACGUACAUCUCGCAGGAGAAGAUCGUUCUGAAUUCUUUAGAAUGCGCGAAGAAAAAACUGAUGGCCGUCAAUGACGACAGUGUGGAAGCAUUCGAAGACGAGGAAACGAUGUUUGCUCAGCAAAAAGUCGACUUUCAUGCCGAAGAUAUUCAACAGGAAAGCGAAUACACCGAACAUUACGAUAUCGCGACUCAGAGACACUUGGAUAGCUUGACGAAGUCCGAAUCAUUCGAGUCUUCGCCAUUAACGAAUUCCUCGAUAGAGGAUGACGAAAGUAAGUGCCGACAGGCUGUGGCGUUUGCCAAAGCUGAAUCGGCUUCCCAUCUGUCCCUGCAGAACAAGGAUCCGGAGGAAGAGGGCCGGCUAGGUACUCCUCCGAGACCAGGUACAAUUGCCGAACGCGAGCACAAAAAGUGGGAAAAUGCACCACCUAUCGAGAACAACCCCUAUAGCCAGGAAAACAUUCAAAAGAGGCUUUUGGAGAGGCAGUACUCCAGAAGAUCGUCAGACAUUCCUGGAAUUCACACCGAAUUGCCAAAGAGCAACGGUGCGGAUAUGGAUGUCGUACUGGCGCCCCAUGAACCGGAUAUCAAAAGGUUCGGCAGGGACUAUUACAUCAACGAUUCAAGAACGUCGGGUAACGAGAAAGGGAGAAGAUCGACGGCGUCGACCUCGAGCAGACCGAGCAGCUCGUUGUCUCAACGAUCAAGUUCCAACGAAAUGGCGGACCAGGAUCAACAGGUGAGUUUCCAGCUCGAAAAGUUCGAGGAGGCUUCCCUGCGUGGCAGCCUUUCUAGAUGGACCUAUCGCGAUCCGUACUGCAGUCCGCAAUUUGCCAUCAACCCUCUUCUACGUUUGGAACUCGAUGUAUCAACAGAACCAACUGAUCGUGAUCACGAAAAAAUCAACGACUCUAACGAAAAAUCUACGGGAAACGAUGUUCCAAACGGUAUAAAAUAUUCGAAAAAUAUGACAGAGAAUAAAGAACAUAUCGACAAGUACGAAGCGAUCAUAGACAAGGAAACUAAAUAUUUUGAUAUCGGUGGACAAGAUGUUAAACCUCUUGGCACUGACAAUGAUAUUUUAAAACUUAUGUCGAGCGAAUUUUCGCAAAAGGUCGCUUAUAAUCCGCUCUACGAACCCGAGAAAAGUAUCCUGAAGUCAGAUGACUCAGGAAUGUUCUCGGUCGAUAUGAACCCCAUGGAGGAUAAUAAGAAGCAAAGUGAGGAGUUUUGGAGGCUAUGGAUCAAUGACAAUCAGAAUCAUACGAAAAACGAUCAGAUUCUGUCGUUCAAUGGAAGGAAAUACUGGAACCUUAAUGGCUACAAGUAUCACACAUUCGGAGGAAUAAAGAACUCUCUUGAUAAAAGCGUGGAGGAUUCUGACGCGGAGGAUAACUUGAAAAUGGAGACACGUGACGACGAGCCCUUCGAUAUCACGGAUUUCAGUAAAUUCAAGUUUCAGACGUUCGGCGGUAUAAAGAAGGGGAAGAAGAUCGACGGGAAAGGAAUUCCCAUGUAUAGAAAGAUGAUAUUAAGAUCGUGUAUAAGGAAUUAUAAAAAUACCAAAGGAAUGAGGUCGUCUCAAAGCGAUCCUGCCUUACACCGCAUGAAUGGAAUAAAUAAUGCGUCGAACGAAAAGAUCGAUCAGGAGUCUGAUAGACAGAGCGAUUACGAAAGUGACAGUUCCGAGGAGAAAGAUACGACGAAGUACCUUAAUAUAAAUACGAAGAGAAAGCACAAUAACAAGUUCUACAAGAGACGAGUUAAGACGGUGUUUUCGUCGUAUAGAUCGUCCUCGGACGAAUCUUGGCAAGACGAAGAUGCUCAAUCAUUUGACAAACGGAUAAUGCGAAAAUGUUUAAGGGACACGCCCAAGAAAAUCAAAUUACGACCGAAUCCGGAUAACGAUUCUAAUUACUUUUUCAAUACGUCCAGAAGGAAGGUGUUCAACGAUAGUUUGAGAAGAGUUCGAACGCAGAAACGAUUGUCGGACGAUAACGAAAGUUUGAAGCUGGAGCCACCUAUCGUACCGGAGAUGGUCGAAAAAACUUUCGAAACUUUACAAGACCUUCGAAGCAAAGGGAAGAAAAAGAAGAGCAAAAGUUCCGACUCGAACGACCGAAAAAAAACUGGUGUGAGAUGUUUGACCGAUCUAACGAUAUGGUGAAAGUAGUUACUUAAAUUGGUUCCCGUUGGGAAAUCUAAACUCUUCCACGCGUAUAGAAGUUAGUACUUUUUGUUUUUUAAAGAAAUGUCUUUUCCUAUUUUAUCGUAUAUAGUGCCAUAUUGUCAACUAAAAGUUCCUCGAAAGGUGUCCAAAACGUAUCAAAGAUGCGAAUUCUAUUUUUCACCGAUAGAUUAUAGAGAAGAAAUUUAUUGUACAAAGGAGCGUAUAUUGUAACUGUUAUAAAUAUAUUGUUUCUAAUGAACGUAACGAAUAAUGAGACAUGUGACUUUACUUGAAGUGUGCAUGACACUAUAACGGUGUAGGUAUUUGUCCCUACGAUUAAUCCUCGCGUAGCAAAUUCGAACAUUCUAUGACUACUUAAAUACCAUCUUUAUUAGUUUCAAUUGUGGUAUAACAGAAAAGUUAGUACGCUCUGUAAGCAAACUGUAAAUAAAACUUUCCUGACUCUUUCUUGUA
Messenger RNA from Bombus pyrosoma, 5961 nucleotides. RefSeq lists its product as uncharacterized. NCBI's taxonomy places the organism in Eukaryota, Metazoa, Arthropoda, Insecta, Hymenoptera, Apidae. Bases 1630 to 5484 code for a protein of 1284 amino acids. The transcript is spliced from 13 exons. The record is from RefSeq and is a predicted model, not a curated record.